UAAACACUGUUACACAGUGCUGUAGGAUUCAUGGUCCUAUAAUGUCACUCGUUCUGUUCCGAUAAUCGGUUCUUUGGAUAAUCGAAAUUCGAAUAAUUAACGUUUUUCUUUAACGAAGACUAGACAGUCGACAUUUUACUACAAUUAAAAUAAUUUCCGGUCAAAAAUUUGUAAUUGCCCUUAUUAAUAUCGUGCAAGUUUUAUUUUAUUAUUAAAUAAUUACAUUACCCAUUGUAAAUAUAACCUACAAAUUUUUUACAUCUGUCGAUACCAACGUCAUGUAUUUGACAAUUUGAGCAAAACAACUUAUCAGGAACGAUGGGGGAAUUAAAUGUGUGUUUUCAAAUAGAUACAGAUAAUCGUGAAAACUUUCCAUCUGUAAUCGCAUUUCAAUCAUUCAAAAAACAAAGAGAUGGAUUCUAUGAUACAUUUAGAAUAUGGGAGGAAAAUCAUUCUGUGCCAGGAUGGACAUUUCAGAUAGCUCUGGGAAGUAAAAUAAGAAGUAUCCUGACGAUGCAUAAUGAUGCUAUAAAUUAUUAUCAUUUUGCAAGAUUGUUCAAAUCUCAGCUUUUAAUUUCUUGUGUACAGAAAAUGCUACAGUCAGAGGCAGAAGACGACAAAAGUUUAAGUUUUCUGAAAGCUUUAACAUCUGUAAAUCCUCAGAAAUUAAAUCAACUUCAGAAACGUUUAGUAACUCCGCAGCCUUCGAACAAUCAAAAUAUGGAGCCAUCAUUCCCAGGAGUUCAAGAAUUUUUUAAAGAUUUUAUUUUGUUUGCUUUUAAUCCGAUUUUUUAUGUUCACCUAGAAAAUUGUUUGAUUCAUGAAAUAAUGGAAUUGAAUGAUACUCAGUUUAGUGGCAGUGAAAUAGAAGAUUCAGAAACAAUGGUCGACGAACAAACGCAACAAAAUUUUACUACCUGCUUAUCCAGUUUACGACUUCUCGCGAAAAUGUUAGGACUUGUUGUGUCCAUACCAUAUAAAUCAAAGUCGAAUAAUUGUAAAGAUUUAAUAACCCAAGUAGAAGUAAGGAGUAAGGUGUUACCAACGAUAAAUCUACAUCUUUGCCUUCACAAUGCAAUAGUACUAGGAAAACUAUCAUUAACUAUACCUUGGAUAGCAAAAUACUUGGCUAUGUUGGAUACCGUGUCUCUGAGAUUACCAUAUUAUAAGCAUGUGUUGGAGUUGCUGUAUUACAUUUACAAAGCUGUGAAUAAUUCUGAUUUUAAGGUCUCGAAUAGUGCUAUGUCUAGACAAACGGCGAUACUCCUGAAAUCUACUUUAAGUUGGUUGUUCGACUUGCCAAAUUUUCCGAAGGAAUUCUACUCGUCUUGGCAAAAGACUUACAAAGUCGAGGAAUUAAAGAAUCUGAAGCAACUCGACAAACACUAUGUGCACAAAAAUGCAUUGUUAGGAGAUUCGAUAGUUCCUGUGGCGUCUACCAAAUGCAAUUUGGAUAAAAUAGAUAUUAUUAAUGACAGAACAAUGCGUAUAUGUUGCCCCACGGUUGGGCAAAGUACGAUAACAAGCACCAAGGCAAACGCAAAGAAUUACAAUUCAAACAAGCAUAUUACUCCCGUUUCUAGUCAACUAUUGAAGUCCACUAGAGGUGCGGGUGUAAGGCAUUUAGAGUUGCAACUAGAAAAAGCAUUUUUUCACGGGCAACCAGCGUCUACGUGGAAAACCAUUGACUUUGUAUCGGAGAGAGUUGCCUCGGUUUGCGUUAAACACAUAUGCAAUACUUUAUUGAUGACCGCCAGAGAAGCAAAUAUGAGUACUUUUGGGAAGAUUUUAAAAAAGAAACAAACCGAGAAAAAGUUAACCGAAAUUAUAAAUUUUAAGGCGGCUGUGGCGGAUGAAAUGAAUGCAUUGGCCACAAGCAUGUCCAAGGAGCUAAAAGAAAAAUGCGAAUCGUCUACAUCGGCGAUCUGCGAUGCGCGUGUCGUUAAAUCUGUAGAAUCUCUGUUAGCGGAGGACACUCUGCCAUCGGUGAAAGAGAUUUGCGUGAAAAUUGCAACAAGAUUGGCCACUGAACGCAUACAUCAGUGGAUACAAUCUUACAUAGUGGACUCGCUAUUUUUAAAGGAUAUGGAGGGAGAGUUAAAUCGAUUGUUAAAGAAUAAUUCACAGUUGCGCGAGAUUCAAGAGAUUAAACAUAAUCCGAAUGCUGUUUGUCCGACCACCACUACGGAUGAUUUAAGAGAGCUUAUGUGGGACAUACUGGAUAAUGGUGGAGAUUCUUUAACAAUGACAACAGUGUCGACCACAUUGGACAACUUGUAUCAAACUUUAACCGAAAGAGCCGAUCUCGUAGCAGGCGCAGAGAAAGUGUUGUACUUUCUCAGCACGGAUUUUGCUUUGUUGUUAAUUGCGUAUCGGAGCGAUUUGUUCGUCGAAAAGAUUCAAGACAAAUUCAUCAAGAUAUGGUCGAUGAAUCGUUGGAAGUCUUUGGAACUGGAUUCUCCUAUAUACAGAAUAUUUUGCCCUCGGAACGUUAUGUUGUUAGCGCAACCGCAAAAGGAUUACGUGUGGUCAGUUUUCGGGAAGUUUAUUAAGAAAUUAAUAGUAAAGGGUGUUCUAGACAUUGACCGCUUCAGUGAUCAGUGUGUCGCAUUGUUUAGGCAGGACUGGCCUGUGCCUGUACUGAAACAUCUUUCGAAAUGCUUGACGGAGGCGAUCGCGGAUUUCAGAGCCUCGGACGAUGCCACAGAAAAAAUGAAAUACUUGCUCGGAUGGAUAGCAGAAACAUAUAACAACAUAGAAUUUCCGAAUGACUAUAGCCCUAUAGACUGAUCGUCUUUGUUCGACCUUGGUUAUAGAUUUUUUAUCGCGCAGUAAUCUGUUGACCGGGAGAGUACAUACAUGACUCAACGUUUUUAUUUUCAUUUAUUUUUGGUUCUUUGACAGAAUUUCGGGACCCGAUUUUAUCGAAACGUCUACGAUGGUACAAAUUAGAUUACAUUUACGUGCCUCAUUCAGUUUUAUUUUAGACAAUCGCCCGGUUAACAGGUUAAUAAAGUGUUAAUGGCAUUGUACAGUUUCUCUUGUCGAGGUUUUAAACCCAACAGAGUAGAUCGUGUCCUUCCGAAAAUGUGUUCUCAAUGUUUUCUUAUCGUGGUGGUGUAAUAUCGGUGUUAGCGAAACGUUGAGACAAUUUAAAUGAUCGAAAAGAACACGACUUACGCCUGCAAGCCUUGGUCAGUAGGAGCUGAAUAAUACAAUUGUUGUGAUAAUCGUAAUUGUAAAUUUUUGUAAAUUAACUAACUUAAAGACGGAAAUAGCUAAUUUUUGAGAAUUGCCGUUACAUUGUAUUGAGUAAAUGUAAAUUGACAGAAGGAAUUGCGAUCUAUUGAAAACCGUUUCAACAUCCCUGGAUGUCGAUAUAGAAGAAUUAAUUAUGGAAAGAGGAUUGGAACGUUGAAAAUUCCAUUAAUUUUGUAUCUGAACCGUGCGAAGAAUCGCACUAAACGUUUCUACUCGCUCGUAGAUCUGAAGUUGUUUCUAUAAAUAAACUCUUCGGUUUUAUUUCAUCGAAUACGUAUUUUUUCUAGCUAAGAACCAGAUUUUAACUUUAUGCAUGUACGAAAUGUGAAAUAAACAAAGAUUUGUUUUUUAAA
Megalopta genalis is the source of this 3614-nucleotide messenger RNA. RefSeq names its product codanin-1 like protein dlt (gene dlt). Gene Ontology annotation, cellular component: nucleus. The record is from RefSeq and is a predicted model, not a curated record. NCBI's taxonomy places the organism in Eukaryota, Metazoa, Arthropoda, Insecta, Hymenoptera, Halictidae. Gene Ontology annotation, biological process: chromatin organization.